AUCAAGCUGACCCGGGACUGUUUGAUCUCAAAAGUAUUGCAGCCUUGUCCAAACUGAGUUACAAUAGUGGUUCGGGCCGGGCUGAUCCAAACACAAUCAAGAUUGAAAUGCCAUCAGGCCCGACCCGAGCCACUUCGCCUGCCACUAACUGAAAGUUAGUCUGAUUGGAAUUACCAAUGCACCUUGUCUGCCAUAAAGACAGCGGGUUUACAGGCAGAUGUAUGUCUAUAUGUAUGUAUAUACAGAUGUAUGAGAAGCGUUGGUCUGCUGCAUGAUGAGAAACAUCAAAGCACUCAAUUUUAUUAGGGUUCUUAUUCUUAACGUUCAUAUCUGCGUUGUUUCUUUGUCCCUGUCAAACAAUGUACGAUCCCAUUCCUUCAAGAAUAUCCCACUCCCAUCCCCAGCAUCAGGUUCUGAAUCUUUUGCCUUUGAUUCGGAUAGCAACGGACCUUACACAGGUCUCAAUGAUGGAAGGAUCGUCAAGUACCAUGGCCACAAAACAGGCUUUCUUGACUUCGCCACAACUGCCCCAAACAGAUCCAAGGAGCUCUGCGAUGGGACUAAUGGGGAUGACUUGAAACGAGGGCUUUUAUGUGGGAGACCACUUGGCUUGGAAUUCAACCACAAGACAAGGGAGCUCUACAUCGUCGAUGCUUUCCAGGGACUCAUGGUGGUCGGCGCUAAUGGCGGCCUUGCCAACCUCCCCCGUGGAAGAGACGGAGUGCCCUUCGAUGCUCCAGACGCCAUUGCUAUCAAUCCCAUCACCGGCCACGUUUAUUUUACAGAUGUCGGCGCCAUUUUCUUCAAAACCACGAACAUGUCGGAAAUCCUCCAGAGCGGAGACACAGGAGGACGACUGCUGAAAUACAAUCCCAAGACCAAGCAGAGAACGGUUGUGCUGACAGGGCUGUCGGUGCCGAACGGGGUGGCUGUCAGCAGGGAUGGAUCCUUUGUCCUGAUUUCAGAAUACAUAGCCUGCAGGAUAAGGAGGCUCUGGCUGACGGGUUCCAGAGCUAAUAGUUGGGAUAUAUUUGCACAACUUCCGGGGAAUCCCGACAACAUCAAGAGAACCAAAACAGGGGAUUUCUGGGUGCCUGUCAACAUACAGAAACUGUAUCCUAAGCUUGUUAGUUUUCCUUUGGGGCAGAAGAUUAAUGUCCAUGGUGAGAUCGUGGAGACAGUGAAUUUCUACAGAGAGUAUAAUUCUACGUAUGUUACUGAAGUUCAGGAACACGAGGGAUCAUUGUACGUGGCUUCAGUGUAUACUCAUUCUGUAGGUGUUUACAGGGGGAUUACCUGUUGAUGUGAUUUUCCAAUUAAAACGGAAACUUGAAUCUACUUAUUGAUUGGCGAAUCCCUUUAAUUGAAGAUUUCAUGGUAGUCCAUAAAGAUCUGUCUAUCCGACCCCAAGAAUCACCAUAGACAAUAUAGGAUUGACUAUAUAUAGU
Molecule: messenger RNA, 1448 nt
Organism: Andrographis paniculata
Lineage: Eukaryota; Viridiplantae; Streptophyta; Magnoliopsida; Lamiales; Acanthaceae
Product: protein STRICTOSIDINE SYNTHASE-LIKE 12-like
Exons: 3
Coding region: 272-1303 (343 amino acids)
Biological process (GO): biosynthetic process
Molecular function (GO): strictosidine synthase activity
Source: RefSeq, a predicted model, not a curated record